Molecule: messenger RNA, 816 nt
Organism: Drechmeria coniospora
Lineage: Eukaryota; Fungi; Ascomycota; Sordariomycetes; Hypocreales; Ophiocordycipitaceae
Product: phosphomannomutase
Exons: 3
Coding region: 1-816 (271 amino acids)
Biological process (GO): mannose metabolic process; protein N-linked glycosylation; GDP-mannose biosynthetic process
Cellular component (GO): cytosol
Molecular function (GO): phosphomannomutase activity
Source: RefSeq, a predicted model, not a curated record
AUGGCGUCGUCCAAACAGGCAAACUACCCACCCCUUGAGGAUCGUCCGUUGAAGGACACCAUCUGCCUCUUCGACGUUGACGAGACCCUCACGCCUGCUCGAAGGGCCGCCUCACCCGAAAUGCUCUCCCUGCUCGCCGCCCUCCGCCAGAAAUGCACCGUCGGAUACGUCGGUGGCUCCGAUCUGUCCAAGCAAGAGGAGCAGCUCGGACAAGCGGCCGGCGUGCCCGUCACCCAGCUCUUCGACUACUGCUUCUCGGAAAACGGCCUGACGGCCUUCAAGCUUGGCCAACCGCUGCCGUCCAACAGCUUCAUCAAGUGGAUCGGUGAGGACAAGUACAAGGAGCUCGUCCGCUUUUGCCUGCACUACAUCGCCGACAUCGACGUCCCCGUAAAGCGUGGCACAUUUGUUGAGUUCCGAAACGGCAUGAUCAACGUGAGCCCCAUCGGCAGAAACGCAAGCGUCCAGGAGAGAAACGACUUCGCCGCCUUUGACAAGGACGCCAAGGUCCGCGAGAAGUUCGUCGCUGCGCUGCGAGAACGCUUCCCUGACAUCGGCCUGACCUACUCCAUCGGUGGCCAGAUUUCCUUCGACGUCUUUCCCACCGGUUGGGACAAGACCUACUGCCUCCGCCACCUCGAGAGCGAGUCCAAGAAGCCUGGCGGUAUCCAGUACAAGACGAUACACUUUUUCGGUGACAAGACCUCGCCUGGCGGCAACGACUACGAAAUCUACACCCACCCCGACACCAUCGGCCACGCCGUUGACGGACCGGAGGACACCAUCCGCAUACUCAAAGAGCUGUUUCAAUUGUAG